AUGGUGAAAGUAACUGCAGCCUGUAUUAUUAUUGGUGAUGAAGUGCUCAAUGGAAAAGUUGUUGAUACUAACUCCACUUUUUUCGCAAAAUACUGUUUUGAUCAUGGAAUCCAAUUAAAGGAAAUAGCAACUAUAGGAGAUGAUGAGAAACAAAUCGUUGACACUGUGAGAAGAUUAGUCAAAAAUCACGAUUUCAUUAUUAGUACAGGUGGAAUCGGUCCCACGCAUGAUGAUAUUACUUAUGAAUGUAUGGCGAAAAGCUUUGAUCUGCCUUGUGAGAUAGAUGAAGAAUGUAAAGAGAGGAUGAGGCGCAAGUCUGACCCAGAAGCAAGGCUUGAUAGUGAUGCUUUAAAGGCACACUAUCAAAUGGCAACAAUGCCGAAGGGUAAAAAUGUUAGAAAUUAUUAUGUGUGUGAUGAUUUAUGGGUUCCCAUUUGUUCUAUUUCUCACAAAGUGUACAUAUUGCCCGGUAUCCCACAACUAUUUGCAAGAAUGCUAAAAGCUUUUACUCCAACUUUGAAAAAAAUAUAUAAUUUAGAAAAGGACCCACGUGAAUAUGUUCGUUAUUUUGUUAGAACACGGCUAACUGAGUCUCAAAUUUCUAAAGAGUUAAAAUCGAUUCAAGAUGAAUCGGUUCUAGUUUCAGAUGCGAUCAAAAUAGGCUCAUACCCACAUUUUGGUAUGGGGUUCAACACAGUCAGUAUUUUGGGAGAAAAGAAAGACGACCCAUAUCUAAGAAACAUUGUCAAUAGAGUUGUUAAUAACCUUGAGGGGGAAGUAAUCUCAUCUGAACUUGAAGACAAAUUUUCUAACCAGGAGAGCUGA
Messenger RNA from Saccharomyces mikatae IFO 1815, 825 nucleotides. RefSeq names its product flavin adenine dinucleotide pyrophosphatase (gene FPY1). Lineage: Eukaryota; Fungi; Ascomycota; Saccharomycetes; Saccharomycetales; Saccharomycetaceae. The transcript has a single exon. Bases 1 to 825 code for a protein of 274 amino acids. The record is from RefSeq and is a predicted model, not a curated record.